CAAGGAACGCUUUCCACUGGCUAGUUUGCACUCUGUUGUUCAACGCUCCCCGGUGAAUGCAUCCCCUCCAUCGAAAACGGAGCUCGCUCACUUGCUGCUCAAUUGCAGUUGGGGGCUCAUCCUGCAGGUCUGCUCGACCUCGUGUUGAUAACCGGAUUCAUAGGGGAAAAACGCGUCUAGCGAGGAGUGAGGAAUAGCUCCGUGGUAUAGCGUACCAAGCUACCAAUCUUCGCGAUGAGCUUCUCAUCCAGUAGGACGCGGAACAUCACCUUUGCAAUGUUUUCGCCGACCCAGCGCAACUAAUGUAGCCGCCGGGGAACGUUCCGGACAUCGUCCGUUGGGGCUCAUGUAUGCAACUGCAGCGCCUUGCUGCAAAUUCGCCACGAUUGUACUAGCGGUCGAGCUGAGAUGCGAUCUGUUCGGUGCUGUUGCAUCCAUCAGAUCGAUGGGACCUGUGUGUCUUGGUGCUGAUAGCGCCCGACUUCUCCGUACUUUGUCAGAGCUUCCGGGGCUGAGCCUUGCAUUCAGCCAGUCAGGUACAUUGCAGCACGGGGAAGUGAAAGUACCAUCCGCCAAAGGGGACGAGCAAUGGCAACAGACAGGUCCAAUGAGAGGAACUUUCAUGACGUUCUCACCCGUCAUAGUUGAAGUUGCCCCGAGGAUGAACCACGGUGAGCGGCGACGAAUUUUAACUCACACUUGCCAACCAAUUCUCAAAGCACCGACGAAUGGCAAUGCGCGGAAGCCAUCCUAUCCCUGUCGCGCGCGCGGUGAAUGGGGAGAGAUGGAUCGGCAGCCUGCACAUCCUUUCCUGGUUCUGCUUUGGCUGCUCACUCCCACUCGCUCCCACUCGCUCCCAGCCAUGAUCCGUCAGAAGGUGUGUCGAACCCGCGGGAAUGGAUCGUCCUGCCCCAAGCCGUUGACUUCCUUUGUGGUGGAGCUUAAAAUCCGACCAGAGAAGGAAAAGUACGCCAGCCCACCUCCACUACCAGAUUGGGGGGUACCGUCUAGGUGCAUUAUCAGUGGCACUAGUCAGGGUAGCGGGAGGCACGAUGAGAGAAAGGUCGAGCGAAGCAUUCCGAUAUUGAUCCUGACCCCGUCUUGCGGCGAUGGAGGCAAAGCCACGAAUCCGAUGGCUCGAUCGACCAUCAUGCCUCUACAUCAUCGGCCAUGGAUCAUCGUCAUACUACUAGCGGUGGAUGAUGAGGAUCAUCGCCAUUCCUCCGAGAGCGACACCUCGUUGGCGGUGAUGAGUGGCCCCCCCUUCAGGGGAUUUGGGUUCCCGCUAAGGAGGGCAGCGGCGAACCAAGGGGCGUGA
Aspergillus costaricaensis CBS 115574 is the source of this 1318-nucleotide messenger RNA. RefSeq lists its product as uncharacterized. The record is from RefSeq and is a predicted model, not a curated record. Lineage: Eukaryota; Fungi; Ascomycota; Eurotiomycetes; Eurotiales; Aspergillaceae. The coding region runs from base 347 to 1318 and encodes 323 amino acids. The transcript is spliced from 7 exons.